This is a messenger RNA of Lingula anatina, 2317 nucleotides long. Its product is annotated as nmrA-like family domain-containing protein 1. The record is from RefSeq and is a predicted model, not a curated record. Lineage: Eukaryota; Metazoa; Brachiopoda; Lingulata; Lingulida; Lingulidae. Gene Ontology annotation, cellular component: nucleus.
CUAUUUUCCUCAUGGUGUUAUCGUUUGGGAGGUCGAACUAUCGAUUGGAAGUCUAAUUGUUACACUGUUGUUUGAGAAUGUUUCCAUUGCUGCGUAAUCUGUUGAAAUAUAUACAAACGACGCUGUAAGGUCUGUAUCGAACGUGCGCAGUGGCGCGUGGUACGUGAAUAGCUCCCAUUUUGAAGAAUUGAGUUCACACAAAGUUCUGGGUUAUUAGGAAAGUGGAGUGAAGGUUGCCAUUACGGAUUAAAAUACUCCGCGGUGGAAAUACCAAAUCUUAUGCUGUCAAGAAAGACUGAAAAUAGCAGGUGUUGACGACAUAAUGGUGAAGGUGAUAGCCGUCUUCUGCCCCACGGGGCGCCAGGGAGCCUCCGUCAUCAAAACUCUGACCAGGGACCCAACUUACAAGGUCAGGGCGUUAACGAGAGACGCCAGCAGCACAAAAGCACGCGAACUUGCCUCACAAGGCCUGGAAGUCGUCCAAGUGGAUUUAAACGACAGGCAAAAUAUUGUUAAUGCCCUAAAGGGCGCUUAUGGCUGUUACGUCACGACGUUCACUGAUCUUAGUAACCCUUUUUGUGCAGACAUUGAAGUUGAGCAAGGUAUGAACAUAGCCGAUGCCUGCCUGGAGGUGAAGAUCCAACAUAUAGUUUACCAUACACAGAUAAACAUUAUGAAUGUCCUUGGGAUUAACGCACGGAAUAUGGUGGCAAAAGCCCAAGUGGAGGGCUACAUGAAGUCACGUGGUCUUCCUGUGACGUCAGUGAUCAUGCCGCUAUAUUAUGAGGAGUUUUUUGAUAGACUAAGACCGAUGCGAGAAGGCCAUGAUCACUAUAGUUUAGUGAUACCAAUGGGCCACAUCCCCCUGGAUAUGAUGAGUGUUGAGGAUCUAGGCCCCGUGGUUCACCAGUUGUUUAACCAUGCCGGACAGUUUAUGGACAAGACAAUAUCACUGAGCGGAGAGAAGACAACCAUCAAAGAAAUGGCACAAAUGUUCGGCAGACAGCUUGGGAAGAGCUUCAUAGACAAACAAGUCACCGUGGAAGAGUUCCGAAAUUUAAACCAAGGACAGCCGUGGUCACGUGACUGGGCCAACAUGUUUGAUUUCUUAAAGCGCGUGGACCAGACCAACAGCGUCACACUGACACGGAAACUAAACCCGAACCUGCGCGGUCUUGAGGCCUGGAUCAGAGACAAUAGAGCUGCACUGUUGCAGUCGUUGUGCCAUUAAGCAAGUGAUAUGUGGGAUUUGAAAAAAAAACUGAUACUUGGAGAAAUUACCCUGUGUUUCAUGGACGACACGUGCCCAAGGCUUCUUUUUUGCACUUUCAUAUGUGCCCGCUAGUACCAAUAAUCCUUUGCGUGAGGAGAUAUGAAAAUGGAAAAGCGAAACCUGGCACGCGUCGAACUUAAGCCUAGGACAGGUGAAACAUGUUUUUAAGAAGGAAUCAGUGAAGGACGUUCAGUUUACAAGCAGGCUUACGGCACCUCCAAAGCCUCAAGAAUCAUCGAGUCAUCGUGCAGCAAUGGCUACUUUAUCAAGCAGAAGUCAUCGGAUUUGAAUGCAGAUUGCAGUUAAAUAUUGCUCAAAUAGCAGACAAUUUGCCCACAUCUGACAAAGCGUUUUUCUUUAACUUGUAGGCCUACACACACCGCCUGGUCGAGUUACUUAUUCAUUUUCUAGUUGGUUUAGAUUUACUAGUAAGCCUUAUGUAAUACUUUUUCCGGUAGGUUUCUUCAUGUUGCGUCUUCGUGAAUUGUAAUAUUUUUAAUACAUUUGACUAAUAAGAAAUGUUAUCAGUAAUUGACGCACCUGUCAGUUAUUAAGGUGCAGGUUUGCGACAUUGUAAUCAAAUUUGGACAGUUUCUCUGUCACUGAAACAUACGGAGAAAGUGCCUGCGCAUUUCAUUUCAGAACACAGGAUUGCGACCGUGGUCUAUUAAACGUCCUUAUAUUUAAUUUUAUUCUAUCUGAUGAAAACAUCCUAUUGAUUAGCAGGUUAUACUUUUAUUGGUUAGAAACAGAGACAUUUUACCAUUGAGAUAGAACUUAGUUUUUCAAAUAUGUAAAUGCGCUUUUCAUAUUGUCAGUCAGUCAUUUACGCGAGCAGCAUUACUACAUUUAGCGCUCUUUUACGGCCGAUAAUCUGUAGAGUCAAUUCUUCAUUUACUGAACCAACGCAAAAUGGUUGACAAAAGUUUAAUCAAAAUGUAUAAAUGUAUUUGUAAAUAAUGUCAUGUUACGGUAUGUGAAUGACGUAACUUUGAUACUUGGCGUGCAAUCACUUUGUUACACUUGCUCAAAAAAUAAACUGUU